GAAAAAGCUGGACUAACGGAGUGCGCGCGGCGUCGCCCUUUGCGUGGACUUAUUUUUCCUUCUGCAGCGGGAAGAGACUUUCUCCAGCGCCUGGAACAUUUUACACCGACAGAAGGGUAAUAUGCCACAUCAGUGAUGGAGUCCAUUACCGUGACGACGUCUGUGGUCGGACCGGAUGAGUUUGACCGCAAUGUCCCGCGGAUCUGUGGGGUGUGUGGAGACAAAGCUACCGGCUUCCACUUCAACGCCAUGACCUGCGAAGGCUGCAAAGGCUUCUUCAGGCGCAGCAUGAAGCGUAAAGCCUCCUUCACCUGCCCGUUCAACGGAAGCUGCAACAUCACCAAGGACAACCGGCGCCACUGCCAGGCCUGCCGCCUCAAACGCUGCAUCGACAUCGGCAUGAUGAAAGAAUUCAUACUGACUGAUGAGGAGGUUCAAAGGAAAAAGGAGAUGAUAAUGAAGAGGAAAGAAGAGGAGGCGGCCCGCGAGGCCAUGAGGCCGCGGCUGAACGAGGAACAGGCUCGGAUCAUCUCCUCCCUGGUAGAAGCCCACCACAAGACCUACGAUGCCUCCUAUUCGGAUUUCUCACGUUUCCGGCCUCCAGUCCGGGACGGUCCGGUGACUCGGAGCGCCAGCAGAGCCGCCUCCCUUCACUCGCUGUCCGACGCCUCCUCUGACUCAUUCAACCACUCUCCCGAGUCCGUGGACACAAAGAUGAACUUCAGCAGCCUGUUGAUGAUGUACCAGGACGGAGUUAACAGUCCGGACUCCAGCGAGGAGGACACCAAGCUCUCUAUGCUGCCCCACCUGGCCGACCUGGUGUCUUACAGCAUUCAGAAAGUCAUCGGCUUUGCAAAGAUGAUCCCAGGAUUCAGAGACCUGACGGCAGAGGACCAGAUCGCUCUGUUGAAGUCGAGCGCCAUUGAGAUCAUCAUGCUGCGCUCAAACCAGUCCUUCAGUCUGGAGGACAUGUCCUGGAGCUGCGGGGGGCCCGACUUCAAAUACUGCGUCAACGACGUGACAAAGGCCGGUCACACCCUGGAGCUGUUGGAGCCUCUGGUGAAGUUUCAAGUUGGUCUGAAGAAACUGAACCUGCAUGAAGAGGAGCAUGUGCUGCUCAUGGCCAUCUGCCUGCUGUCUCCAGACCGCCCGGGUGUCCAGGACCACGCCCGCAUCGAGCAGCUCCAGGACCGCCUGUCUGAGGCUCUGCAGGCCUACAUCCGGGUCAACCACCCAGGCGGACGCCUCCUCUACGCCAAGAUGAUCCAGAAGCUGGCGGACCUGCGCAGCCUGAACGAGGAGCACUCCAAGCAGUACCGCUCGCUGUCCUUCCAGCCGGAGCACAGCAUGCAGCUCACCCCGCUGGUGCUGGAGGUGUUCGGCAGCGAGGUGUCAUAGCAGCAGAGGAGGUGUGUGGGCUUGCUUACGACACCGUCACACACAGGAUAAUUCACCAACUCGCGCUGCCUUUUCCUCAAGAGAACUGCAGUCCUCACGAAGCCUUGGACCCGUGGGAGAACUGCCUGGGUCGCACAUGCUUUUUCAGUUUUCAGAUCCCCCUUUUUGUACCUCAAGAAGCCCAUCUCAACCGCAGCCACAACUGGACCUCCGGAUCAUCUAAUGAGACCUCAUUUAUGCUUUUGGCUCCUGCAGCUCUAGGAUCACCAAAUGUUCUUCUAACCUCUGAAAACCUGAGACUGCAUUCAAUGUACAGUUUACAGACUGGGCGACGCCGCCGCCAUCCCCUCCGUCAUCACCCGGGAAACUACGUCUGCCACGGACACGUUGGCGGAUCUCGUGCUUCUCUCAUUUACCCUCAUGACAUUUCUCCAUGGUAACGGCUAGGCGAGGACAGAAAAAAAAUGCACAUAUUUACAUCUAUUAGCCAGUAAGAACUUAGAUUACUAGAGGCGUUCGCUGGUUUAGAGUAUGUUAACAGCAAAGGCAUCCAAAUAUAUGAAACAGCAGAGGACAUGGGCAACCUCCAAUAAAUGCAUAGAAAUGCUUUGUUUAUAGGUCUUAAAUAUUCUAACAGAGUUAUGCUUCUGCCCUUUCAAUCUAUAUCUAUACAUACAUUUAUCUAUAAAACGAUGUGCAAGAAGUUGGAAUCCUGCAAAACCCAGAUAGAUGUCAGAAGCGGAGAUGUUGUCAGGAAAUGUGCAAUUUGAAGCAGCAUGGAACGGAGGUGGGAAUCAUGGGAAAAAAAACAAAAAAAAGGGGGGGGGUACCGUUGGAUGUCUCUUUGUCACAGAGGGAAUGCGAGAAAACAAGAAUGUAUGGAAAAUUUUACAUAGUUGGCAGUUCUUGUUAAAAAAAACCGCUGGUGUUUUUAUGGUACAAGUCAAAUGUUUUGACAUGCCAACGCAAGCAAAGUGAACGGAUGAAUGGGUGUGUGGCGUGAUGGUGUGGCGGCCGGGCCUGGUGGCGCCCAGGUCCGACCGUGCCACGAGGAGCAAAUAUACUUCAGAGAGUUUGGAAUCAUGUAAAGGAUCUUGAGAGCCCCCCCCUCAGUUUUGUUUGUGUCUUUGUAAGGGACACGCAGAGCGGCGGGUGGGGGCUCCUUCUAUUUUUGAUAUCUGUGUACAGUGUGCUCGACUUUUGAUGGACCACAAGGGGGUGUGCGUUCAGGCUCUGACUGAGGGUGCAGUGCAAACAAAGUGCUCGCCUGCCGGCCCCCUCACUUUGUGGAGUCUGCGGACGGACAAACAAAAAUCUCAUGCGUUGAGGAUCCGGAGUGAAUGGUUUUGCCGGAUGGAUUGCUGCUAAGACAGAGCUAGACCCAGCUGUCGCCUCAGGGAAAGUUUGUCUAACGGUUUUGUGUACUUGGUUUUUACAGUGUGUGUGGCGUACGCUUACAAUCAGGAGACACAGAUUAUUACUUUUUUUUAUUUUAUUUUAUUGUAAGCUCUAGGCAUCACUGUGAUCAUACUGAAUAACAGCAUAAGGAAGCUAAAGACGAAACAUUUAUAAACAAUUAUCACAAGACUUUUAAUUUGUUAACAUUUUUAAUGAAGACAUUUUAGGUACAGACUCUAUUUUUUUUUUAUGUUACCCCCUUUUUACAAAAUGAUUUCAGCCAAAUUAAUGUAGUUUAAUUACCGAAGGAACAGUUUUUAUUUUUAUAUUUAACAGGACGUUUUGAUGCUAAGAAUUGUCAUCACCGGUUUUUCUAUGACUUCAACACCAGCCGCAUAAGCAAGGUUUUUAUCACUACUUUAUCACUACAUAUCACGUUUCUGUUGACACGGCGCACGCCCGUCCUUCAUGCAGGCCUGGAUCACCCCCUUGUGGAGGAACUGUGUAAAUACCACUCACUAAAUCUGUACAUAGAAUGAAAUAAUAAUAAUAACAUAGGUAAAAUAUGACAAGAAGCUAAGCUGUUGUUGAAAUGAUGUUUGGAGGCUCUAUGCAAGUAGAGAGAAACUCUUACACUGAGAAUGGACGCAGGCACCGUCUGAGGAAUUUACUGAGCUGCUCCAGGAAGCACUGAUCGAGUCUGCCAGGGUCGGAGAAAUCUGUGGCUGUGACUGAAGCUCAGCCUAAUGUGCGAUCCAUCUGAGGGGGGGUGUAGGGGCAGUCGUGUUACCACGGGGGCAGCUUUUAUGUUGGUACCUGACAGCUCAGUAAGUUCUGACUAUUAAGCUUCCUGUCUGUUCAUUCCAUUUAGUGGAUAUUUUGUCCUUUUUUCUCCUAUUUCAAUCGAUAAGCUUUCUAGAAAUCCACCGUAUAUACAGAAGAUUUUUAGUUUUGAUCGGCAUCUGACUUCCUGUCUGUCUUGGUUGUUGAUUUGAAUGUCCGUCAGGGUUUCCUUGUUAGCUAGCGCUUCGCUUUCUUUGUCCAAACAGUUUGAAGAAGCAACGCUGAGCGCCAUGGACCUCUGGAGCCUUCUGCAAGUGCAUGUAAAGAAGCUUCCUGUUCUGUGUUUCCUUGGAUUUUAACUGACAAAACGUCACUUUUCUUUUUCUUUUUUUUUAUGAAGAUAGGAUGCCCAUUUGUUUUUUUUGUUUUUUUUAUAUAUUUUUUCCUUCAGCUGAAACCACCAGGAAAAAGGACACAAUCAGAUACAUCCAUCAUUUCUUUCCAGAGCUAAGGACAGACUGAACGUUUGAUCGUUCAAUGACACUGCCUCAACGGACAGACAGGAUUCAAGCUGUUGGCGAACCUUUGCUUUGGCGCGCCUCUUCAUCCGACAAGCAGCCGUUCAACCGCCGUCUCCCAUCAGCAGGAUUCUUGCUUUAAAGCUUUAAGUGGGCAGCCAGCUGUGGGGUGCACCGAGGCCCGAUGGUGGCGUGGAGAGUGAAGCGGCGCCUGUUCGCAGGCAGGAGGCGCUGUGACUGGACCUACAAGACUGUAAAGCUGUACAGAGAUCACAGGAGCUGAACGUGUUUUCAAAGUAAGCUGUCGUGAAGUGCUGAUGGGGCAGAGUGAGCAGAGACGGACUCUUCAGACCCAAAGUGUGGAACUCUUUUUCCUGUGCCUCGCUUUGAGGAAUCCACGUCCUGUGACAGUUUGUUGGUGUUCAUCCACAUUUACACGAUUUGCUUCAGAGGGAAUGCAGGACGGGGCUCCGUGGAGAGUCUGCUCGGCGCUGAGGGUUCAUGGGAGUCGCUCAUCAGUCGUUUACCUCUGCUGCUUCAAAAGUCUUAAUCCAGGGAUGCAUUUUUUUCAUCAUCAAUGUCACAUUUGAUGUGUUUCAUCAAUCAGGCUUUCGGUUUGUCAUGGCUGCAAACUGCAGCUCCUCCGCUCGUGACCCCGAGAAGCGCCGAGUUCUCUCCUCGCCGUCCUGUCAACCCAGGUCAGACGCUCCACCUCAGUAGCCUUACUUGUAAAGACCUCACUCAGCUAAAAACAUCUACCAGAUACCUCAAUAACUAGCAGGAGGACUUCUCUCAGUAGCCUUCGAAGGGAACCAAACAUCAGUACACAAACGACAGACGUACAACCACGCAGUUUUCUUCAUGCCUCAUCCGGUUUCCAGUAGAGUUCUGUUGUCGGUCGGUAAACCAGCGGAUCCCAAUGUUUCUUAGCUGUCCUGCUUUUCUCCGCCGCUCCUCGUCUUCUCCUCCGUCUGUCUCUUCAGCAGAAAUGUGCCGCUGUGCGUCGGUACUCCGAUUAACAAAAGUACUACCUCCUCUCUGCACAUACAAGUAUAUACUUCUAUUUUUGUUACCGUUGUUUUUGCAGCGCAAAGUGUUUAACAUAAAAAAACAUCUAUUUUAGUGAAAUAUCAAGCUCAGAUUUUUAUUUUAACUCUAGAUUAUCUUUUGAGCAUAGAAACUAUUUUUUUUUGUUUAUUUGCUUUUGAAUGCUGGAUGAUGGUUACCUCAAAUCUCAACCUAAACCUUCAAACACAGAAGGCGAAAACAGCUGCAGUUAUUUUUGCCCCCAAAAUAAAGACUUUCAGCCUGAAAGGAAUUAAAAUAUUUUCAACUUCCAGCAUAAAAAUGAAGAUUGUAACAGAUCAGAUUUAAAGGUUUUAGUAUUCUAUGGUCGUUUGUGAUGCUCAAAAGUUAAAACCUCAUCUUUGAAGCAUUUUUGACUUUAUUGAAAAAAGAAAUCUUUUUAUUAAAAUGUAAACACUAAUUAUCAGAGAUUUUCCUCAUUAGUGAGCUAACUUAUUGUCCCAGUUGGAAUGUGAUCUGGACUUUUUAUUAGGUUUAACAUCAGGUUUUUUUUCCUUUUGCUUUUGCCCCUCUGGCUCUGUAAGGAUUUACCCAAACAGCCCCUGAACUGCCCCACGCCUUGUUCAGACUUCAAAUAUUGCCUCCCAACCUUCCAGGACUCCUUGUGUUGGAGAUCCGUCAUGUGUUCAUCAUUUCAUCUCCGUUGGAAGAAUCUGAAUCUGCUUAAAGCUCAAAUGUGAUCAAUAAGAAAAACCUGUUGCAGCUGCUUGAAACCUCCCAAAUGGCUGAUAAUGACGCCCUUUUUGGGGGUCUUUCUCUCCACAUCAGAAAAAAAAAAAAAAAACCUAACAGGCUUGUUAGUCCUUUUUGCACAGUAUCAGGAUUUUAACUGAUUCCACCUUAGUAAAAAAAGAAAAAAGGGAGAUGAAACUUGUAAAAUUCUGUCCCCAAUACUUAAAUUACUGAUCAUUUUUCCUGGAAACAAAGGAAGUUUGAAGGUUUCUGACUGUCGGUCACCUUCGUCGGCCGUCUUUCUGGAUUUCUGUGUGGAUUCUUCUAACCAACGCUCUCCCCUGUCUGUGUCACAAGGGUCUAAAACAUUGGGAUCCAACUUUAGCUUCCGUACUUGUGUGUGUUUGGUGUUUUGUUGGCUUCACAUGCAGGCAUGUCUCUCACCACUCUGCCUUCUUUUGUUCCCAACCGACUGGUUCUGAAUCUCUGCUUCGUCAUUUUGCUUUCUGUUCACUUUUCAGACGCCAGGCCGUCAAAACGAUAUGCUGUGAAUGACACACCAGGCCUUUCAGUAGUCACUUUUGUACGAAACCACCUUAAGAGAGAUCAUGUUUUGUUUGUUGAAAAAUGAAAAAAAAAAAAAAAGUUUGAGCGUUUUCCUUCAAGGCAGGUCUCUUUAGCUCUUGAUUGCGUUUUUCUGCUACCUCUCUAAAUGUGCGCUUUCUCUAACACGCAUGCACUUAAACUGCUUUCACAGGUGAGCCCUUAGUGACACACCUGCAGGAAAAGAAAUCCCAGAACAGUCUUUCAGACAGACACACGGGUGCACCUCUUCUCUCACCAGCAGUUUGUUUUUUCUUUCUUUUUGCCAAUGAUGCACUUGUGAUUAUGUCUCUUGGAUGCUCUGCAAAAAAAAACCUAAAAAAAUAGUCUAACAAAGAUGUGUCGCCUUUGUACGUCCUCCUCUUAAACCUCUAAUCUCGGAGACAGACCUGAUCUCAGACAGGUGAUCUGAAAUAAAUGGACAUUUGUCUGGUUUGUACAGUUAGAAAAAGUUUGGUGUCUGUUUAAAAAAGAAACAUAUAAAUGCACAUAGCUGCUCAGAUCAGGUGUUACCUUGGUGUGCCUGGAACCCACAGCCUUAUUUUGGGACUAUAUCAGGGGUUUUAAAGAGAAUACAAGGCGUUUCACUCGUUUUCUGUUCACAUCCGCUCUUAGGUUUCUUCCUUUUUAACUAUCCAACAGUUGGUUUUCCUGCGUAAGAGCGCGCGUCCUCACAGGGACGUGCCGUCCGUGUUGAAGUUUUAUUUAUUCUCCUUUUUUUUUAAAGUGAAGUUCUUUAAAAUAAAUAAAUAGAUCUUAUGAAUCCCUUUGAGUUGUAGUGUUGCGGCAAAGUGUAAUUAUUAUUUAAUUGGACCUAAUUUAAGUUUGUAUUUUGUUUUUCUAAGUAAAAGUCCUAUACACUGACCUUUUUCACGUCGUUCAGUCGAGCGAAACGGAUCCGAAAGAGAAGCAAAAGGUUUGAAUCCGAUUAGUUUAAACAAGAGUCCCAGGAUAAGAAUCCUUCACACACACACACACACGCGUGCACUGCUCCGUGCGGUGCACACACCAGACUGUCGUGCUCUUUUGCAGAAAUUUGUUUACUUCAUCAAGCAGUUGUUUGUACCUUAACCAUGUCUCUGUGGUCAAAAAGAAAGACACCUGUUUCAUUUUUGAUUUUUUUUUUCUCUCUUGUGUAAUUUUAUUCCUUUGAAAAUGAUUCUUUUUGAUUAUCUGUAUUACAUGUAAAAUACUGAUAAUAUUUUGGAGAAUCACAAAUAAAACAGCUGUAUAUAAUAAUGCAAAA
Messenger RNA from Oryzias latipes (Japanese medaka), 7704 nucleotides. It is a transcript of the gene vdralpha, whose product is annotated as vitamin D receptor alpha. Gene Ontology annotation, cellular component: nucleus. NCBI's taxonomy places the organism in Eukaryota, Metazoa, Chordata, Actinopteri, Beloniformes, Adrianichthyidae. Gene Ontology annotation, molecular function: vitamin D response element binding; zinc ion binding; nuclear receptor activity. Gene Ontology annotation, biological process: positive regulation of transcription by RNA polymerase II; negative regulation of transcription by RNA polymerase II; cell differentiation. The record is from RefSeq and is a predicted model, not a curated record.